AUGGCCUCGAAGACUACAAGUUCAACAAACGAAACGUUAUUGACCUUUGCAUUGAAUUUAAGGAAGCAUGUACAUUACACCCUAAAACAGGAUAAUUAUGCGAGAUUGAUAUCUGAUGUAGAGGCAAAUCCCUUUCGUAUCACCUAUAUGAUGCGAUCAGACAUACUCGUGGAAAGCUUGUCUUGGGAUACGGACGAAGAUCAACAAAAGCAACGCUUACCUUCCAGCGUGUUAACCGAUAGACCCAUCAUCAAUCCUUCAAGGGGAAGAGUCAGUGUCGCUGCAGGUAUGGUCGUCACUCCCGAUGAAUUAGAAAGCACUAUCGGUUCAGGAAAAUACAAGACCUUCUCACCCUCUGACAUAAUCCCAUAA
Mucor mucedo is the source of this 372-nucleotide messenger RNA. RefSeq lists its product as uncharacterized. NCBI's taxonomy places the organism in Eukaryota, Fungi, Mucoromycota, Mucoromycetes, Mucorales, Mucoraceae. The record is from RefSeq and is a predicted model, not a curated record. The transcript is spliced from 3 exons. Bases 1 to 372 code for a protein of 123 amino acids.